Amphiprion ocellaris (clown anemonefish) is the source of this 1644-nucleotide messenger RNA. Its product is annotated as olfactory receptor 52D1-like. The record is from RefSeq and is a predicted model, not a curated record. Gene Ontology annotation, cellular component: membrane. NCBI's taxonomy places the organism in Eukaryota, Metazoa, Chordata, Actinopteri, Pomacentridae. Gene Ontology annotation, molecular function: olfactory receptor activity; G protein-coupled receptor activity. Gene Ontology annotation, biological process: G protein-coupled receptor signaling pathway. Bases 55 to 996 code for a protein of 313 amino acids. The transcript has a single exon.
CUCACUGAGGUAAACCUUACUGAAUGUCAGCUCUUUUGAUGAAUUUGUGUCAGCAUGAAAAAUUUCUCUAAAGUGACCUCUUUUUAUCUGUCUGAAUACUAUGGAAUGGAAGACCUGAAGGCAGUGUACUUUUGCAUAUUCCUGGUUUUAUAUGUUACCAUCAUUGCUGAAAAUGUCGUAUUAAUUGGAGUCAUUUACCGUGAGAAAAGCCUGCACGAGCCAAUGUAUGUGCUGCUGUGCAACCUGGCUGUGAACGGCUUGUAUGGAGGCACCGCCUUACUGCCUGCACUGCUGGUCAACCUGCUGUCACAGACACAUGAGAUUUCUCUAUCUUUCUGCCAGACUCAGGUCUAUGCUAUACACACAUAUGCAAUCACUGAAUUCACUAUUCUAGCAGUGAUGAGUUAUGACAGAUACAUGGCCAUUUGUCAUCCCCUGUCUUAUCAUACAAUCAUGUCACGGAGAGCUGCUAAACUCAUUCUUUUCAUGUGGCUCUACCCCAUGCUGGCAUUUCUCAUUGUUUUAAUUUUCACUCUUCAGCUGCCAUAUUGUGGGAGAACCAUAGAAAAGGUGUACUGUAUAAACUACUUACUGGUAAGACUUGCGUGCACAGACACUUUUAUUGCAAACAUUGUUGGUUUAUUAUCUGUCGUUCUAUAUACAGGUCCGCAGCUCGUCAUGAUCUUUUACUCAUAUGGACACAUCCUGAGAAUAUGUCUGUUGUCAUUCAGUAAAUCCAAAUUCAAAGCCCUGCGGACCUGCACCCCUCACCUACUAGCAAUACUUAACUACUCUUUUGGGUGCUUUUUUGAAAUAGCACAAGGUCGAUUCGACAGUAGUCACCUGUCUUACCAAACCAAGCUGUUUUUGUCCCUGUACUUCUUGAUAUUUCCUCCCCUCCUUAAUCCAGCAAUCUAUGGUUUGAGUAUUGGACUCAUCAGGGCGCGACUCUUUAGGCUGCUCAGCAGAAAAAGCAGGCAAGUUCAAAUGAUGUAGCUAAGAUGUGAUGUUACUGUGCAGUAAGAGUGUGUCUCGCAUGGUGCUGUGAAGCCCCUGAAAACUCAUGACAAGCAGAAUGUCCUGUUUCCUCACGUUGUUUAAUCACAUUUGCGCUCUCAUUUACUUUAACAAGACCAGCUGAUGCUGAGGAAAACAGCUGAAUUCAUGUCAUGCCACAGUGAAUUCCUGGUGACUUUCAGUCUCUUUGUUUGUUCUGCCUCCCGUGACCACAUCACAGAGCAGAAAUUAUAUACUUAUUUUUUCAUUUCUGGAAUUUUUACACACAAUUUUUAACAUAGUUACUAAAACUGUUCAAUGUCAAACAGUAAAAUAGAAGAGGGAAAUGUGAAAAUUUGAUUCAAGAAUAUGUGAUACACAUGAUGUCAAGUAUGUCUGCUGUUUGUUUUAUUUGGACCAGUCAAUUAAAAUCUAUUGUUUUGUGUUUAAAUCUGAAUUUGUAGUGCAGUGAUUUGUUUAAGUGUAUGUCCUUGAUUUUUGAAUAAUCGUAUACGCUCUCUUCCUGUUCAUUAAAUACUUUGGGUGCCACAAUGAGCUGAAAACACAUUCAUUUUCACUUAAACUCUAUUUUGUGUUUGGUUUUACAAUGACUCAAAGUCUAUAUAUGUAAUUUAAAAGAGCCUGCAA